AUGCUAGUAGAUAACCACAUUAUCGAGACAAGCUCAUCCGGCACGACACUCAAGGCUGCCGUGAAGCGAUACCGACCCCCAAAUGGCGGGACAAACGACAAGCCCGCCAGUGGUGGGUACAUCUUGGUGUUCGCGCACGGGACUGGAUUUCGUAACGAACACUGGGAGAUUACCAUUCGGCGGAUAUUCACUCUCGCUCGAGGAGUGUCAUCGCGGAUCCGGAUCUUGGAAGCCUGGGCAGUCGAUGCGCAGACUCACGGUGCUUCCGCCACGAUGAAUGAGGAAACGAUAGAGGCUCCAGAUUUCAACUACCCUAUACAGGACUACGCAGAAGCAUGCGCCAAUGUAUACAACUCUCUCCUUCGCCCGACCAUCCGAGACUCGGAGGACAUCCACAAACUCAUUUUGAUAGGGCACUCGGCUGGGGCUUCAGCAGCCGCGCUGUCGACAGCCUUCUGCGACCACGUCCCCUUCCACGCCAUGAUCCUCGUCGAACCAACAGUAUGGCCUGCCCACAUAACGAACACACACUCCCCCACGUUCAUCUUGGCGUCCAAGACGAUUCCCAGGCGCCGCGAUUCCUGGUCCUCAAAAGCCGAAGCGAGAGCAUACCUGAAGAAACGUGCCCCGUGGGCCCUCUGGGAUCAUCGGAUUCUGGAUAUCUACAUCGAGCACGGAAUUGUGCCUCACCCUACGAAGAAGGGUGGUGUAUCUCUCGCUUGCACCCCCAGACACGAAGCGAUGCCUUUCAUCACAGGAGACUCCGUCGUGCCCCUAACAGAGCUGGACAAGACACACAAGAUUAUACCUAUCCAUCUCGUGUACGGCGAACGGAACGAUCUUUUCACUCGCGAAAAGCAAGACUCCCUUCAGCAAGGCCGAAAAUUCGCUUCGAUUACGCGUAUCCCAGGAGCAGGUCAUUUGGUUGUACAGGAAGCCCCAGACAAGGUUGGGGAUGUCAUUUUUAAUAUACUGCGCGAUAGCGCUCAGAGGUCUGGAGUUGUACCACACGUUUUCAACAACGAAAUGAAACUGAUGAGCGAACCAGACCCGAAUAUCUCUGUUGCCAGCUACAUAGCAGUCUAG
Messenger RNA from Guyanagaster necrorhizus, 1086 nucleotides. RefSeq names its product alpha/beta-hydrolase. Bases 1 to 1086 code for a protein of 361 amino acids. NCBI's taxonomy places the organism in Eukaryota, Fungi, Basidiomycota, Agaricomycetes, Agaricales, Physalacriaceae. The transcript is spliced from 8 exons. The record is from RefSeq and is a predicted model, not a curated record.